Molecule: messenger RNA, 1302 nt
Organism: Racocetra persica
Lineage: Eukaryota; Fungi; Glomeromycota; Glomeromycetes; Diversisporales; Gigasporaceae
Source: the annotation of a GenBank genome assembly
AGUACUCAGUAUGAUGAUUUAUCUUCAAAAGUAAUACCUUUCUUAGAUGCAACAACCGAGGAUCCCUUUACUCUAGAGACUUUUGAAACGCUUAUACACCAACAUUAUGAAAAAGACAAAGACUUCAUUUUGGCUAGAGUAACCACUGCUGAUCCAUCGGAUGAUUCAAAGACAUAUAAUUCUUAUUAUUCGGCUCAUCAAAUUAAUAAAGUAUUGUUUAGAACACAACCUGACCAAGGGUUAUUACAUAGAAUGAAGGCGAAAAAUGUUGUUGAAUCUGUUAAACCAAUUCAAUCUUCAACCAUUCCUUUCGGUGUUCAAAACAAAACUUCUCUCCUCGAAAAUGGUGUUUUCAUGUCAGAAAUACAUGCUACUUCUGCUCUUGAUACGAAUGAAGGCGAUUAUUUAAUUAAUCUUGAUCCCGAUAAAAUAAUAAACAGAGAGGGUGGUUUACAUUCUUCUCCUCCUUCAAUAUGGCAAGGUGAUCGUGACGUUAAUAAUGAUUCAAAAGAUUCUGUUAUCAUUAAAACUGAAGAACGUCGACGGUCUGCAAAUGAUUUGGUCCAACCUCCUCCAAAAGUUUUUCAUCCUGACAAUUUUCAAUUCAAAAAACAUUCUUUUGAUAAUAAUUUAUCAUCUGGUCAAAAUACUACUCCAAUUAUGCAACCUCAACUUCCUAUUACUACUAGUGAUAAUAUUCAAUUACAUGAGAUUAACACUACUUCUUCGGUAUCAACUCAUCUCAAUGAUGUGAUACCGAUUUCAUGUUAUAAAUUUGAACACACAAAAUAUAAUGUACCAUAUAAUUUUUACAAUCAAAAUCUUGAUUCAAUAACUCCUUUAACAAAAAAUCCUUCUUCUAAUUCAAUUAAUCUCAAUGAGAAAGGAAAUCUUAAUCAAGUCUAUUAUUAUCAAGCUAUUUUUUAUGCAACCGAUGAUGAUUUCUUGAUGAAAUCUUCGGUUCGACAAUAUUUCAAAUCUAAUGCUUUAGAUCCAUCUGAUACUCAAUUAUUUAUUAUCAAUACAUCUCAAAGUGCUCAUGCAACAGGAACUCUAAAUACUCCUCCUAGUACGCAUUUAGAACGUAUAAUUGCAAAUAAUGGAACAUUUAUUGAUGAUAGUACUACAAAUAGUAGAAAUGGUUCACAUGCUGGAGGGUCGAGAUGGGCAAGGCAAUUACGGAGUAUUCGUUCAAAUAAGGGUCUAAAGUGGUUGGUGUUAAUGUAUAUGGUAUUUGUGGGAUUGGAAUCUGGGGAAGAUAAAAUUUUGGUAAAUUCUACCGAUGAACUUUUUCCUGCACAA